AUGUCUCGUGCCUGUUCACUUGCUUCGUUUGAUACAGACUAUAGUGCAGAUUCUGCUGAGUUUUGCCCUUUGAAUGAUUAUAAUCAGUACCUUACAGUUGGAACAUAUCAACUAACAGAUGAACAACAAGAUAAUGUUCGCGUUCGAAAGGGCAAAGUAUAUCUCUUUGACCUUUCUCAGCAACAACUUGAUACUCCCAAGCAAGUGAUCGAGACAGCUGCUAUUUUGGAUAUGAAAUGGAGUCACUCUCUGGUGAAUGAGCAACCUGUUUUGGGUAUAGUGGAUUCAAUAGGUGGAUUCCACUUGUAUGGAUUCAAUCAUGAGUCAUUAGCUAAAGUGGAUCAUGUUCAAGUAACAGAGGAUCAGUCCAUACUCUGUCUUUCCUUAGAUUGGGCAGGAAGACGUCAUGACGAUAAAAGAGUUGCUACAUCUCACUCGAAUGGAGACAUUAGCAUCUUGUCUCCAACAGAAACGAAUUAUACCAUUCAAGAACAAUGGCAUGCUCAUGAUCUUGAGACUUGGAUUGUUGCAUUUGACUAUUGGAACACCAACAUUCUUUACUCUGGAGCAGACGAUGGACUAUUCAAGGGCUGGGAUACGCGUUCAUGCACACCUGCAUUUACCUAUAAACGACACACGAUGGGUAUCACCACCAUGCAAUCUUCGCCUCAUCAAGAAUAUCUAUUGGCCACUGGAAGCUAUGAUGAAACAAUUUAUUUCUGGGACACACGCUCUAUGCGAGCGCCCAUCAAUAGUGUUCAAACACCAGGAGGAGGUAUCUGGAGACUAAAGUGGCACCCUCAUUGCCCAAAUAAGCUAUUAUCUGCAUCCAUGCAUGCAGGAGCAUUUGUAUUGGACGUUGACACCAGUCAGUAUGAUGCUAGUAUUUCAACUAGUUUUCUAGAUCAUACAUCGAUGGUGUAUGGUGCAGAUUGGUCAUAUCGGGACUCUGAUCUGGUUGCGACUUGUUCAUUUUAUGAUCACGUGCUACAUCUUUGGAAGAUAUAA
This is a messenger RNA of Rhizopus microsporus ATCC 52813, 1008 nucleotides long. Its product is annotated as putative WD40 repeat domain 85. The record is from RefSeq and is a predicted model, not a curated record. Bases 1 to 1008 code for a protein of 335 amino acids. Gene Ontology annotation, molecular function: protein binding. Lineage: Eukaryota; Fungi; Mucoromycota; Mucoromycetes; Mucorales; Rhizopodaceae. The transcript has a single exon.